AUGCUUCCUCCAAUUCCAGUUUUGGCAGACUAUGGUAUCUCGCCAGACCAUGGCUUUCUCCCUCCCGAUCCGCCUCUCGAGGUGUUGCCGGACCCUUACUACGCCAAGUGGGAGUGGAUUGUGUCUAAUCUGCAGGCCCUGCUAACCAGUCGGAGGAUUCGGGAGGCUGUGGACAACAUGUCCAUGCUGUCGACAUCAUAUCUUCGCUCCGACGCGGAGUGGCGAAGGGCUUAUGUUGUCUUGGUAUUCAUGCUACAUGGGUAUGUUUGGGGCGGAAGCCGGCCGGCCGAGAAAAUCCCUCCCCAGCUGACAGUUCCCCUGUUGGACGUAUGCGAGCACCUGGGCCUACCACCAGUUGCAACAUACGCCGGGGUCUGUUUGUGGAACUACAAACCCAUUUUUCCCGAGGAGCCCGUCUGUGAUCUGCGUAACCUCGACAGCAUCAACACAUUCACGGGGUCUUUGGACGAGAAGUGGUUUUAUCUGGUUUCUGUGGCUAUCGAGUCUUGUGGGGCGCCAUCAAUCCCGCUGGUUCUGCAAGCCAUCACCGCUGCGCGGGCUGGAAAAAGCCUGGUUGUGACGGAGUGCCUGCAGAGGCUUGCGGAAGUGUUGGAUGAGGUAGGGACACUGUUGGAGCGCAUGUAUGAGCAUUGCGAUCCGUAUGUGUUCUACCACCGGAUCCGUCCCUACCUGGCGGGAAGUAAAAAUAUGGCCGAUGCUGGCCUCCCGCACGGUCUUUUGUACGACAAGGGAAGCGGUGAGCCUGAGUAUCGCCAGUAUGGCGGUGGCAGCAACGCUCAAAGCUCAUUGAUUCAAUUUUUUGACAUUGCUCUGGGUAUCGAGCAUCGACCUACUGGAGAAGGCCCUCCGAGCAGCACACCCUUGAAAGACGAGAAGGAGGGCGUGGCCGGGGCCCCACGCCAUGGCUUCAUCCAGGAGAUGCGCUCCUACAUGCCGGCGGCACACCGUCGCUUCCUGGAGCACGUCAACGCAGUGGCCAACAUCCGAGAGUACGUGGAAGCACGACGCUCAGACAAGGCACUCUGCAUCGCUUUCGACGCCUGUCUCUCUAUGCUACGCGCCAUGCGGGAUAAGCACAUCCAGAUCGUGUCCCGUUACAUCAUCAUCCAGUCUCGGGACGCACGACCCAGUCGCGCCCCUCGUGCAAGCAGCCCAAAACGAGCCUCUAUCAACCUCGCCACUGCCCGGCACGGCGAAAGGUCUGACAGCAAGAAGUUACGAGGCACUGGUGGAACCGCGUUGAUCCCGUUCCUGAAACAAGCGCGGGACGAGACCGGAGAACCGGCCAUUGACGCCUGGGCCCGACGACUGCUGAGCAACGGUCCAUCAGAGGCCAGCUUCGCGGCGCUAAGCAAAGUGGACGAAGACCACGACGGUCAUCUCCAAGUCGUGGGACUGUCAGGAACCUGGGCAGCCGACGACAGCGAGGGGGGCAUAUGUCAUUGGUAG
Molecule: messenger RNA, 1470 nt
Organism: Aspergillus heteromorphus CBS 117.55
Lineage: Eukaryota; Fungi; Ascomycota; Eurotiomycetes; Eurotiales; Aspergillaceae
Product: indoleamine 2,3-dioxygenase
Exons: 2
Coding region: 1-1470 (489 amino acids)
Biological process (GO): 'de novo' NAD+ biosynthetic process from L-tryptophan
Cellular component (GO): cytoplasm
Molecular function (GO): heme binding; metal ion binding; indoleamine 2,3-dioxygenase activity
Source: RefSeq, a predicted model, not a curated record